Messenger RNA from Lingula anatina, 724 nucleotides. RefSeq names its product beta-1,4-galactosyltransferase 4-like. Lineage: Eukaryota; Metazoa; Brachiopoda; Lingulata; Lingulida; Lingulidae. The record is from RefSeq and is a predicted model, not a curated record. Gene Ontology annotation, molecular function: N-acetyl-beta-glucosaminyl-derivative 4-beta-N-acetylgalactosaminyltransferase activity; galactosyltransferase activity. Gene Ontology annotation, cellular component: Golgi apparatus. Gene Ontology annotation, biological process: glycosphingolipid biosynthetic process; carbohydrate metabolic process.
CAUUUUGAGCAACCGUAUACCACGCAUAAAAUCCAUGCAGCAAAUUAAACUUGCUUGUGUACUGGGUUUACAAAUCGCAGAAGAAAUGUCCACGCAUAGGAGGCGGUGUUUGAUCUUUAUUACCUUGGCUGCAUUUAGCUUAUUUUCGAUGAUAACAGUCCACCGUUCCAAGGCGACAAUCAGGAAGAACAAAUAUGUUUUUAGCAAAAAGACAGAAGAAAUAACCUCCAUAUCUUCGAGAGUAUGCCAAAUAAACCACGAACAUUUAGAAAAUUUAUACAAAGUGCGUUUGGAACCUUUGCCAACCCAAGAUAGAACAAAACUAUUUAAAGAGGUCGCCACUGGAGGUCAGUGGGCACCUACGUCAUGCAAGCCUAGGGAUCACGUGGCCAUCAUCAUUCCUUACCGUGACAGACAAGAACACCUGGAUAUUCUCCUCCAAAAUCUACACCCUUUUCUACAAAGCCAGAAGUGUCACUACCAGAUAUUCGUCAUUGAACAGGCGCUUCCAGAGCCUUACAACCUAGGGUACACCAGAAAUGUUGGCUUCGUCGAGGCCAGUGCCGUGUUUAAUUUCACCUGCUACAUAUUUCAAGACGUGGAUAAAAUCCCUGUGAACAAUUCACUUCUCUAUAGAUGUGAGCCUGACAGGGUGCUUCACUUUUCCUCCGCUGAGGAUAGGUAUCAAUGCAGGUCUGUAUUAAGAAUGCGUCACGCGGGCUGA